AAUCAUUGAAAUACUGGUCAGCAGAGGAAAACCAGCAUCCAUCCGGUUGUGUUUACACAUGCAACAAUCCUGUUAGCAAGCUAGGCUUAGCAUAACGUCUUAAAUAAGUAUAAAAUGGCUCCACUAUCUGACAAUCCGGCAGAUAAAGACAGGUACAUUUGCAUCUAUCCCGCAUAUGUCAACAGUAAGAAGACCCUUGCCGAGGGAAGGCGAAUACCGUCUGAAAAGGCUGUGGAGAACCCUACCUGUGUUGAGAUCCGUGAUGUCCUGACUGCUGCAGGGGCAAAUAUCCUCGUUGAGAACAGCAUGUAUUCUAGAGAGUGGAACAGAGAUGUGACGUUCAGAGGACGUGUGCGUGUCCAAAUGAAACAGGAGGACGGAACGCUCUGCUCGGACAAAUUUGCAACGAGGAAAGAUGUGAUGAUCUACGUGGCUGAGAUGAUACCCAAGCUGAAGACCAGGAGCCAGAAGAGUGGUGGGGCCGACUCCGGCUCUCAGCAGGGAGAGACAGGAAAGAAAAGCAAGAAAAAAAGGAAGUGAACAACACCGAACGAUUGUGAAAGCGGGUCAGGAAAAAAAGUCAGAUAGGGAGGGUGAAAGACUGUAAGGAAAGAAUGAAAGUACUCCAGUGUAUUUUCUGAAUAUUUACAGUAUCACAAAUGUUCUAUGGACUCUUUCGCUUGAUGACUGCCCUUGCUGACUUACAGAAAUGGGCAGCAAAAAAACAGCUACAAGAUUUCUUACUCACUCUGAAGACUGUAAGUCUGUAGUAUUUCUUUUUUGAAUCAGUCUCAAAUUGACUUGUGGCAUUUUUAUUUUUAUGUUGUGCUUUUUUUUCAAGUUUUUGUUUCCAAUCCCCACCUUAGUUCACCUAUUUAUGCUUGGAAAUGAAUAAAUUACUUUAAUUUACCGAGGUAA
Messenger RNA from Osmerus eperlanus (European smelt), 918 nucleotides. RefSeq names its product signal recognition particle 19 (gene srp19). Lineage: Eukaryota; Metazoa; Chordata; Actinopteri; Osmeriformes; Osmeridae. Bases 115 to 540 code for a protein of 141 amino acids. The record is from RefSeq and is a predicted model, not a curated record. The transcript is spliced from 5 exons. Gene Ontology annotation, biological process: SRP-dependent cotranslational protein targeting to membrane, signal sequence recognition; SRP-dependent cotranslational protein targeting to membrane. Gene Ontology annotation, molecular function: 7S RNA binding. Gene Ontology annotation, cellular component: signal recognition particle, endoplasmic reticulum targeting.